This is a messenger RNA of Rhipicephalus sanguineus (brown dog tick), 3190 nucleotides long. RefSeq lists its product as uncharacterized. Lineage: Eukaryota; Metazoa; Arthropoda; Arachnida; Ixodida; Ixodidae. The record is from RefSeq and is a predicted model, not a curated record. The transcript is spliced from 5 exons. The coding region runs from base 30 to 614 and encodes 194 amino acids.
UCUCGACGAGCCUGCUGUUCGUCGCCUACAUGGUGUCGCUGUACCGGCAGCACGGCUUCCUAGAGUCUAUCAACAGGUCUCUGGGAUUCGACGUGGCACCUGCUUCGCCCGUCGUGGAGUUCAUGGCCAUGCUAAGCUUCGGUCUGAUCCUACUCUUCGAGAUGAUGUCCUCCUGGCUUGCGAUAAAGGCAACCACACUGGAAAGUCGCUGGCUCCUGUUACCCUUCAUAGGACUCACGACUUGCGGCAUCGUAUCCCCAGCACUCAUGUCGGCAGUUAUCAUGCUCUCCAGCCAACGCUUCCAUACUGCACCGUUACCCCUCACCGCCCUAACACCCAUCUUUUUCAUCCUGCUGACAAGGACGUACUUCCUGCUGCUGAGCGUGGCCUACUACCGGGAGCUCCAGGAGCGUGAGUCGCGUCAGGAGGAGACCCUGCCGUCAGUGGCGUCCCAGGUGCCGCAGGUGCAUGUCAAUGACCUGCCACUCCACAAGCGACUGACACCCAUCGUGCUCGACUACCUGCAGAAACCGCCACCGUACGAAGGAUACGACGACGAGACGCGCGUACCCGAAGACGCCAAGAGUGGAAUAGGCAUGCGUCUGUACAUGUGAACAUGUACGAUCUAAGGGCUUGUAGCUUCGCUCGUCUUUGAAAUGAGGGAAAGAACGCAGACGAUGACAUAGCAUGCGAAUUUUUGUACAUAGCUCUUGAAGUACACUGCUUGAUCUCAGCGUGUGCCACGCCCAGAACUGUAUUCGAGCAAACCUUCACCGGCUGCCACGAAAGGUCCGUCGAGGUCGAUUUUGAAGGGAUUCCUGGAUCUUCAUGUGAUAUUUAGAAAAAAAAAGGGGGGGGGGGGUUGGCGUGAUUUAUAGCGCUAUGUACUCUACUACGGGCGAACUGUACUCAGCUGUCCCCAUCAGCGGACCCGAAGAGAAUAGUAGAAGAUGCAGACCUCGACUAUCGAUUGUUCUUUACUAGCAAGGCCCUUUCAGCUCGGCUGUCGGAUCUUUGAAGUAAAAAUUGGGAUGCCAUUCGUGAACAUUCGCGCAAGACCAGUUUUAGAAUGAUUUCGAAGAAAGUACAAAAAACGCAGAAGAUGCAUCACAAUCGAGUGUGGUACUACCACUGUAGAUGAUUUACUAAUGCUGAAUCAAAAACAUUUAUUUAAUUCGAUGAAACUUCAGAAAAGUACAGCGAAAGACGUCUAACAUAGGUUUUCCAUGAGAAAAAUCCGCUUUCCAUUGACCAUGGAUGACGUCACUAAGCUAUGAUUACUCAUUUGACCUCUAUAAUAUAAUAAUUGUUGGGGUUUAACGUCCCAAAACCACCAUAUAUAUGAUUAUGAGGAACGCCAUAGUGGAGGGCUCCGGAAAUUUCAACCACCUGGGGUUCUUUAGCGUGCACCUAAAUCUAAGUACACGGGACUCAAGCCUUUUCGCCUCCAUCGAAAAUGCGGCCGCCGCGGCCGGGAUUCAAUCCCGCGACCUUCGGGUCGGCCGUCGAGUGGACCUCUGUUAUAUGCUCCGUGAACAUUCACAUAACGAUGUACGAAUAUUUAGGCUUACCGAGGGAUUUCUUUCGUCUGACAGACGUGAAUGUUGGUUCAGGUUCGCUCGAAGAGUUCUGGGCUCACAUCGACGUAGCUAGCUAUGUUUUUUUUUUUUUUUGCCAGGUUUCUCACUUGGGCACUAACAAGAGUUGAGUUCGUCAUGCGUGCAUUUUCUUUUUAUAUACUUUGCCAUUGUAGGUAGUAACCACAUGCAUCAUAUUUUCCGACGCUUUUGAACGUGACGUCAUUACUGCGCGUCAGCGUGUCCUUCUCUCGCUGUACGCUGACUAUAUACUGUCAUCACAGCCGAAACGUACUUGACAGCAGACGAAAUGUGUGUACCGUGAUUCCCAUGGUUCAUACGUGAUGGCAGCGCGUACGUGCUAUCGCGCGGCCGCACAUGUCGAGGUCACGCUUGACGUCAGAAAUACGUUGCCUUUGGUCACCGUUUUUGUUCCGUUUCUUAUUUCUUUUCUUCUUAUUCUUUUUUUUUAAUCUUCAACUCAUCCACCACUACGGGCUUUCGAUGGGCAUCACUGAACCUACAAAUGAAGAAAUUGACUACCGCAUUUGUUCUCUAUGCAAAGCCUUGCCUCUAUUGGUAGACGUACAGUUGCACGCGUUCCACUAUACAGGCUGCUCCCAUGUGUUAGCUAUGUAUACGCUCUUUUCUGUUCGGGUAGCGCCAUUAUUUUUCUAGACGAAUCGUUGCUAAGGUGUCGUCUCAAAGCAUUAUCUGCAUGCUUACCCCUUUUAUCCUUAGCCUAUAUACAAGUGGGUGCUUCACAUUACGGAGACGCGGAUUAAGUGCACUGGAACUCUGACUUGAUGGUAAACCAGCACCAAAUGAUGGGACAAGUGAAAAAGCGUGAAAGAUAGGGCGGUUGAGCGCAGAACAGGGCCAUCUCGAUAGCAGGGUGAGAGCACAGACCCGCACAGUGGGCGUACGUGCGGUACCGUCUUUCAGUGUGAGUCAGCGUGAGCCCACACUGUGGAAGCACGUUAUAGCUACGAGUUUACAGUGUGCUUCUUUACACCUAGGCUCGGCUGAAGUGUUGUGAUGUUUUAGGCCACCCUUAGUGACGUCUGGAGGAUGGCUUAAAAUUUCUUGCUGCGUAUGUUUUGGUAUUUAUUUAUCAAUUUUUCUUGCUCCGCUCGUUAUUCUGCCAGGCCACUGGUCAUGUGCUCGCAGCGUAGUCGCCGCAUAUCACUUUGUAGCUUCAUCUGCUUGCGUUGCCCAUUGCACUCCUGCGCAUUUCUUGUGCGGUUACAUCAGUCAAAGCUUCAUUUUUAAAUUUCGCGCUGAAAUCGCCGCACGUGACGCCAAGGAUUUCAAAGUCUGCUUUUCGUAUUUUGGCGACAAUGGCUCAACGAAAUUUCCUGAAACUUGGUAAGUUAAAUCUAUAGCCCCCUCAGGAGGACAAUGUACUCCAUCUUUACUGAUUAUGAACUACACGGGACCUAGUAGAUGCCAUCAAAAUCUAUGACGUCACGACGUUUGGUGCGGGUAUUUCAAAGCGGCGCCGCCAGCCGCAUCUCUUUUUUUUAUUCUGCACAUUUUUCUGGCUUACCAAGCGUCUUCUCGCGGCAAGCGUGGUGAUUUUGGCAUCGUGGAAGAGUAAUUAGCUGUUAUGA